CGUCAUAUUUGUGAGCCGCAGCAGUGCUGGGGACAUGACUUGUUGAGAUCACCAGUGUGGAUGUGAACGUCUCAUAAACAAACUCCACAGCUCCAUCAUGUUGUCGUGCAAACGGGGCCUGACCGGCACCAUGACCUCCGCUCUGCGGGCUCUGCUGUCGACUAACCGGGUUGUUGUGCUCGGCCCCGUGCGGAGACAUGUGUCCUCACAGGCGGAGACAGACGGAGAGGUCCGCAUCGCCAACGUCCUGAAGGAGAAGUUUCCCUCAGCGUCGUCCCUCAGAGUCGUGGAUAUUUCAGGUGGUUGUGGGGCCAUGUAUGAGAUCCAUAUAGAGUCCAGUGAAUUCAAGGGGAAAAGGACGGUGCAGCAACACCAGUUAGUCAAUCAGGCACUAAAGGAAGAGAUUCAAGGAAUGCAUGGACUGCGAAUAUUCACUGAUGUCCCAAAACAUUAGAGCAAGUCCUUCCACUGCAGACUCUCACCUUUCUCCUUUUGUUCAUGAAUGUACAGCUUUAAAGAGGAUAUUGUGUAGUAAAUGAAUUCCAGGAUAUUUUUUAACUAGUGAGAUAUCUGUUCCUCUGAGAUUAUAUAUAUGUAUAAAACCAGUGAAGGCUGUCAUACGCACAAAACGACUUGGUUAAAUGCCAGUACAAAGUCAAGUCAUGUUGGUCUUCUCAGGGUUGAAAUGAUGCUGGUAAAAUGAAACACAGUUCAGUAAAUAGUAAAUAUAACCAUCUUAUUAUCAGAUAAUUACUACAGACCCUUGUUUAAAACUGAGGGAAACUUCAGUUUGUGGAGCUUUACUUUGCAAAAACAUUCACAAUGUGAUUACAAUAUAUAUGUUACAGUCCCAUGAAAUAUGAUUGAUUUUUAAAAAUUGGUUACAAUCCAUUGGCUUGUACAUAGACCUUGUAUUUAUUCUACCUAUGCAAUGAUAAUAGGAAAUGAAUUAAAAAAGCAGCUGCUCUUCCCCUGCA
This is a messenger RNA of Hippoglossus stenolepis (Pacific halibut), 977 nucleotides long. RefSeq names its product bolA family member 3 (gene bola3). NCBI's taxonomy places the organism in Eukaryota, Metazoa, Chordata, Actinopteri, Pleuronectiformes, Pleuronectidae. The record is from RefSeq and is a predicted model, not a curated record. The coding region runs from base 98 to 454 and encodes 118 amino acids. The transcript is spliced from 4 exons.